Molecule: messenger RNA, 2270 nt
Organism: Cryptococcus deneoformans JEC21
Lineage: Eukaryota; Fungi; Basidiomycota; Tremellomycetes; Tremellales; Cryptococcaceae
Exons: 10
Coding region: 60-2141 (693 amino acids)
Biological process (GO): aspartyl-tRNA aminoacylation
Cellular component (GO): cytoplasm; mitochondrion
Molecular function (GO): nucleic acid binding; aspartate-tRNA ligase activity; ATP binding
Source: RefSeq, a predicted model, not a curated record
UAAAAAAAACACUAUCGACAGAGUCUCUAUACAAAAUAUACAUUCUGUAAUCUACAAACAUGGCACUCAGAGCAUCACGGACACUCAUAUCCCUCAGAGUGUCUUCAAGAAGCACAGUCGCGAGAAUAGCCCCGCGAGUUUGGGGUGCAGCUGCGUCUAGAGUGCACAUUCGAGGUAACGCAACAGCGACACUGACACCGAGAGAAAUCAAGCCUUUCGAAGAACAAGUUACUUUAAAGGCCCAUUACGGUCCUCGACCAAAGAUAACGCACGAUAUCGCCGAUCUUUCCCCUUCACUCGUCGACCAAAAAGUCGUCAUCGCAGGCUGGCUCUUCUCGCAGCGACGAGCGUCUGAUAAUCUCCAUUUCUUCACGCUUCGCUCACCAUCCUCUUCUUCGGCCGUGCAACUCGUUUCACGGGACAAGAAUGUCUCGAAAGACGUAAUGGAAUACCCACUCGAAAGCGUCGUGCUCGUUCAAGGUACUGUCAAAGCUAGGAGACAAAAGGCCAAAGCUAUCAGCUCGGCCGUGGAUGAGAUUGAGCUGGAAGUGCAAGGUGUGACAUUGUUGAACCCUGCGGACCAGACUUUGCCAUUCUACCCCAACAGACCCGAAGUUGCCAAUGAGGACCUUCGAGCUCAGCAUCGUUACCUUGACCUCCGACGACAAGACCUUGCGGAUAAUCUCAAGACCAGGAGCAAGGUUGCGCACAUUAUCCGAAACUAUCUCCACGAUCAAGGAUUCACCGAAAUCGAAACGCCCAUCUUACUCAACUCGUCUCCCGAAGGAGCUCGAGAAUUCCUCGUGCCUACCCGUUCCCCCACCCCUGAAGGCGGCCAGCCCACAUUCUACGCACUCCCCCAAUCACCUCAACAACCCAAACAACUGCUCGUAUCUUCUGGCGCUAUUCCCAAAUACUACCAAAUCGCGAAAUGUUUCCGUGAUGAAGAUGGGAGAAGGGAUAGGCAGCCCGAGUUUACGCAAAUUGAUCUAGAGAUGGGUUUCGUGAGUGGGGCGGCUGAGCAGCCAAAAGGAGAAGGGGAGAUGAGGAGUACGUGGGCGAUUGGAGGGCAAGAAGUGAGAGAGGUGGUGGAAGGGAUGAUUAAGAAGAUUUGGAAAGAGGUGAAAGGCGUUGAUUUAGAGGGAUGGUUCAGGGUUAUGCCGUACGAGGUGGCUAUGGAUGUGUAUGGGUCUGAUAAACCUGAUACCAGGUUUGACAUGUAUACUUUACCUAUAGGCUAUUACCCUACACUCUCCGACGAUUCUCUCGACAAAGUCCUUCUUGAUCAAAAUCCAUAUACUGUUGAAUGGAUGGUCACCCCCGCCGCGCAAGCAGCUGGUCUCGAUAUCCCUUCCAUCGCCGGUAACAACUCUUUCAUUGAUUACGUCAAGAUCACAAGCGCCAACACCCAUUCAUGGCUCGGUGAAUCUGUCUUGACCGCUUCCCUCGGGUUGAGCUUGGACAAAUCUCUGCCUGGGGGUGUGAAUCCCGGGGACGUGAUUUGGUUAUCGAGGAGAAAGAAGAUUGCAGAAGGCGGAUGGACUCAUUUGGGAAGGUUACGAGUACAGCUCAUGGAAGCGCUUGUCGCGAAAGGCUUGAUGACCCUCCCUACUCAACCACAUUUUCUCUGGAUCACCCAAUUCCCGCUAUUUACCCUCGCCGACGAAGACAAGAUUCACCUCUCCCGCGGCCGAUAUUCUUCCACCCACCACCCAUUCACCGCACCCAUGUACGAAGAUCUCGCCGACCUGAAAGCCGGGAAAAUCGAUGGCGUCAGGGGACAACACUAUGAUUUGGUGCUGGAUGGGCAGGAGAUUGGGGGAGGGAGUGUGAGGAUACAUGAUGCCAGGUUGCAGGAAUGGGUGAUGAAAGAGGUGUUGCAGUUGGAUGAGCAAGAGAUGGGCAGGUUUGAUCAUUUGUUGAGAGCGUUGAAAUGUGGUGCGCCCCCGCACGGAGGUCUUGCCCUUGGUUUUGAUCGACUGGUGGCUAUCCUGUGCGGAGCCAAAUCUAUCCGUGACGUGAUUGCGUUCCCCAAGAGCACUACAGGCCAAGAUCCAGUGUUUAAAUCACCUUCUGUCUCUGGGAACGAGGUGUUGAAAGAGUAUGGACUGCAGAGUUUGAAAAGGGAAGAGAAGGAGUAGGUUUUCAGGUUUUAGUGUUCGAAUGGCGGGGGGGUUCGUGAGAUAGAUACGUAGAGACAAAAACUGCAGCGACUCUGAACAUUUCAUUCCGGGUCUUUUAGACAUUCAUAAUGCAAGAGCAUCACAAUU